Messenger RNA from Penicillium canescens, 1365 nucleotides. RefSeq names its product nucleoside transmembrane transporter FUN26. Gene Ontology annotation, biological process: nucleoside transmembrane transport. Gene Ontology annotation, molecular function: nucleobase transmembrane transporter activity; nicotinamide riboside transmembrane transporter activity. Bases 1 to 1365 code for a protein of 454 amino acids. NCBI's taxonomy places the organism in Eukaryota, Fungi, Ascomycota, Eurotiomycetes, Eurotiales, Aspergillaceae. The transcript has 2 exons. Gene Ontology annotation, cellular component: plasma membrane; fungal-type vacuole membrane. The record is from RefSeq and is a predicted model, not a curated record.
AUGGACAGGAUACGCAGCCUCAUGGCCCGUCCAGCGGCAUAUGAGCCUAUCAACGAGUUCGCAGACGAUACCGAUGGAACGACACGAGCGCAACGACGGGACGAAUCUCAGUUCUCAAGACUAGAAUAUGGAAUUUUUUUCCUCCUUGGGAUAUCCAUGCUGUGGGCCUGGAACAUGUUCCUUGCCGCAACACCGUAUUUCUACACUCGGUUCCAGUCCGAUGACUGGACAAGACUACACUACCAACCGUCUAUUCUCUCAGUCUCAACUGUCACCAAUCUCGGGAUCGCCUAUAUUCUAGCAAAGCUGCAGAAGAACGCAUCAUACCCAUGGCGCAUAACGCUCUCGCUGUUGAUCAACUGUGCCGUGUUCGCAGUUCUCGCAUUCUCGGCCAUCGUAUUUAACGAUGUGUCUGCGCGGGCUUACUUCGGUUUCUUGAUGGUAAUGGUGUUCGGCGCAAGCUUGGCAACCGGUAUCAACCAGAACGGCGUCUUUGCGUACGUUUCUGGGUUUGGGAGAGACGAAUAUACGCAGGCAAUUAUGAGUGGACAAGGUGUUGCGGGUGUGCUGCCUUGUAUUAUUCAGAUCUUCUCUGUGCUUGCUGUGCCGUCGGACGAGGACAGCGUUGAUCGUGACCCGGGCCAGGUUCAAGACCCGAGCAUGCCGCAGACUACUUCAUCGAGAUCGGCUUUUGUCUACUUUAUCACUUCGACGGGCAUCUCGGUGAUUGCGCUGUUGGCUUUUCUAUAUCUUCUCAGGAACCAACCUCAGUCCAGGCAAAAGGUGGCAGGAGCGGACGAUGAGUCCAUUGCUGAUGAGCACGAGCAUUCCAGGACCGUCAGUCUGUGGACUUUGUUCACAAAGUUGCGGUUCCUGGCGUUCGCUGUUUUUAUGUGCUUUCUGGUCUCUAUGGUCUUUCCGGUCUACACGGCGGAAAUUCAAUCCGUCAAUGACCCUGCUAGCUCACGGAUCUAUGACCCCAGCGUCUUUGUUCCCCUGGCAUUCUUACUCUGGAACCUCGGUGACUUGGUCGGGAGAAUGGGCGUGGCUAUUCCCGGGGUUUCCCUGGGCAAAUAUCCUCAAGUGGCUGCUAUCGUGGCCAUUGCACGGGUCAUGUUUAUUCCAAUCUACCAACUUUGCAACAUCAACGGCAAAGGGGCUGUUGUGAAGAGUGACAUUUUCUAUCUUGCUGUACAAUUUCUGUUCGGCGCUACCAAUGGGUACCUGGGGACGAGCUGUAUGAUGGGUGCCAGCCAUUGGGUGGUUGCUGAUGAGAGGCCGGCUGCUGGUGGUUUCAUGAGCAUGGUACUUGUGGGUGGCUUGGCUGCUGGAAGCAUCUUGAGUUUCUCUGUUGCCAGUACAUAA